AUGACCUACCACGAAGACGGCACAUCGCGCAAGCAAUCCACCAAGCGAGAGAGCAAUGAGAGUAGCGUCGACUGCCAGGUGGAUGGCAACAUGGAGCAUACCGAUGGCGAGCCGGACUUCAUGGAUAUAGACAUGCCGCUUGGAGACUACUACUGGGGAUACGAGGUCCGGAAAGCCCUAGAGAUGGUUGAGUCACCAGAGCAGACGUCGCGGCACCUAAGUCGAUUCAAACUGCUGCUGGACGAAGGAGACCUGACAAGGCAGAUACGAGACACGUUAACGCCAAAGAUCGAUCAGCUCCAGAAUGAAAAGAUCAUAGGGAACAAACGGGAGACCGACAUCAUUGCCGACUACUUGGAGAGGGUGUUUCAGCACACGAAGGAGCAGAUGGAGAACCGACACGAGUACAAAGAAGGCGAGCCAGUUGAGUUUGCUUUGUGCAUUCCAGCAAUUUGGACCAGAAAGGCCUGUCGCACGAUGCAGCAGGCCAUGACCGCUGCGCUGCACCGCGUCCGUUUCAUCACCGACAAGUUCCACGACGCUGGGGAGUCCUUUGUACUACUUGACGCUGGUGGUGGAACAGUCGAUGCAAUCACAUACAAGGUUGCAAGCAAUUUGCCUCUGAGGCUCGAAAGAGAAGCAGUAGCGCCAAGUGGUGCCCUUUGUGGAUCCAGCUACCUGAAUGAGGACUUCAGGAAGUUCAUAGAGCGCCGCCUCGGUGAAGAAACUUACCUGCAGAACCUCGAUGCUAAAAUCGACAUGAUUAUGGAACAAUUUGAGAAUGACAUCAAACGCAAUUUCAAUCCUGCCCGCAAUACAUACGCAGUGCGUGUUCUGAUUGACAACCUCAGGGAAAACAAAGAAAAGGGAUUUAAGGCCAACAAAAUGCAUAUUACCAAGAAAGACAUGACCGAAGUGUUCGACGGGUGCCUGAAAAGAACCGCGCAACUGAUGUUGGAUCAAAUUCUUCAAGCCGAAGCAAACAAUAUCUUUGUCAAGAAAGUAGUGCUUAUAGGAGGGUUUGCCGCGUCCCAUGCGCUCUCCCAACAUCUAAACAAUGAGCUCGGGGAGUAUUCAAAGAGGGCGGGCCGGGCUAUACAGCUUCGCGUGCCGAAGUUCCCUGGUACAGCUGUCGCGUCUGGUGCGGUACUCUGUGCCCUAAAGAAGGAAGAUGCCCCUGCCCGCACUAUAUUUUCCAGUUAUGGUCUGAAGAUCACCGAGCCGUUCGAUAACGCCAACCCGGCCCAUGUGGAACAAAUCAAGUCGCGUCAGCCUGACCCGAAUGAUCGACAACCAUGCAUCAGAGACACCAUCCUCUGGUUUGUGAACAAGGGUGAUGUUCUCAGCUCCAAAUGGGAAUACACGCUUCCUGUGAAUCUUACCUUCACAGAAAAGCAAAACUUCACGUUCACACAGGUCCUCUAUGUUUCAGAUCGCAACCAUAGGAGUAGCUACAGAGAGGACCAUGAAGAAAACGAAGGAAAGGAAGAGGCGGGGCGAAUCGACGUGGACAUGACUUACCUGAAAGACAAAGGCUUGGUCCAGUGCACCAAGGUUCGUGGAAGGAGACCUUACUAUUUAAUUGAAUUCGAUCUAGUCAUAAUUGUUGAUGGUCGCAACCUGACAUUCGAAGCGCGCCAUCCGUAUGGAUCGGAGGGCGACCACGAAAGAGGUCAGAUUUCCAUCGCAGCAGCAUUUCUGGAAAACCCAGAUGCUGCUUCAGCUCCAUAA
Aspergillus terreus NIH2624 is the source of this 1731-nucleotide messenger RNA. Its product is annotated as Hsp70 family protein. NCBI's taxonomy places the organism in Eukaryota, Fungi, Ascomycota, Eurotiomycetes, Eurotiales, Aspergillaceae. The record is from RefSeq and is a predicted model, not a curated record. The coding region runs from base 1 to 1731 and encodes 576 amino acids. The transcript is spliced from 8 exons.